AUGCAAUCAAACACUCCAUGGAAGAAGACAUUUGUGGCCCUCAGUCUGAAAGAUUUGAGUGGUGACAUUAUUAACUGCACAUUAUGGGAGAGCUAUGGUUCUAAGUUUUUGGAUUAUUAUAAUGACCCAAAUAACACGGGUGCUAUUGUCAUCAUACUAACCCAUGCAAUGAUCAAGGAUUCCCAGGUAUCCAAUGCAUGGAGUGGUUCUAAGCUGCUAAUCAACAAAGACAUCCCAGAGAUUUCUGAGUUUUUGUCAAAGUUGCCUGCAAAUGAGCAAUCCCAAAAGCCUUCGCAAUCUGCCAAAUCUAUGUCUCUUUGGUCUGGUGGAUCUCAGUUUACAACACUUGAAAAAUUUGUUCAUAAAGCAAAGUGCAUUCCUUUGAGUCAAUUCUGCAAAAUCAAACAAGACAUGUUAUGUGUGACUGUUGGAACUACCACGAAAUUUUAUGUAUCCAAGCAUGGUUGGUUUUACUAUGGUUGCACAAAGUGCUCUGUGAAGGCUACUGAUUUGAACAAUCCAUACAAGUGUAUCUGUGGCGAAAAUGUUCACAAACUCAUACCAAGGUACAAAGUUGAUAUAUAUGUUUAUGACGGUGAAUCAAAGUUCCGAUUUGUAUUUUGGGAUGCCGACUGUGAGCAGAUUAUAGGACAGUCUGCUGAUAGCAUGCAUAAAUCAAUGUUAGAGAAUGGUGAAGAUGAUCCCAUGGUUUAUCCUGACGAGCUUGACAUGUUAUUGGAAAAGAAAAUGGCUUUGAGAGCUAAAGUACAACCAACCUUUGGGCAAGCAUCUGUUUGGAAGCUGUCUUAUGAUGAAGAAUUUGUCAGUCAAAUUGAAAAGGAUUAUAUUGCUGAUGAGGCUCAUAGUCUUCCUCCCAUGCAAAAUGCUGUUGCUGAUCAUGUUGAUACUUCCAUGGAGUCCUUAUCUGCAUUUGGAGAAAAUGAUCCUGACAAGAGUUUGGCCAAUACCCCUUCAAAGAGUGUUUCUCAUUCUGUUGAUGUUGAAGAAUCGGAUUGUCAGAUUUUAGGGCUUACACAAUAUUCAGGAACCAAACCACCCAAAAAAGUGAAGAUUGAACCAAAUGCUUGA
Messenger RNA from Vicia villosa (hairy vetch), 1089 nucleotides. RefSeq lists its product as uncharacterized. Gene Ontology annotation, cellular component: nucleus. Bases 1 to 1089 code for a protein of 362 amino acids. Lineage: Eukaryota; Viridiplantae; Streptophyta; Magnoliopsida; Fabales; Fabaceae. The record is from RefSeq and is a predicted model, not a curated record. The transcript is spliced from 9 exons. Gene Ontology annotation, biological process: DNA recombination; DNA repair; DNA replication. Gene Ontology annotation, molecular function: DNA binding.